This is a messenger RNA of Seriola dumerili (greater amberjack), 3218 nucleotides long. RefSeq names its product MKL/myocardin-like protein 1. The coding region runs from base 60 to 3218 and encodes 1052 amino acids. The record is from RefSeq and is a predicted model, not a curated record. Lineage: Eukaryota; Metazoa; Chordata; Actinopteri; Carangiformes; Carangidae. Gene Ontology annotation, biological process: smooth muscle cell differentiation. The transcript has 17 exons.
UCCUCCAGCUGAAGCUGCAACAGAGACGGACGAGAGAAGAGUUGGUCAACCAGGGAAUCAUGCCGCCACUGAAAAGUUCAGCCGCCUUCCACGAGCAGAGACGGAGCCUGGAACGAGCCCGGACUGAGGACUACCUGAAGAGGAAGAUCAGGAGUCGCCCGGAGCGAUCUGAGCUGAUCCGGAUGCACAUCCUGGAGGAGACGUCAGCUGAGCCGUCCCUGCAGGCCAAGCAGCUGCAGCUGAAGAGAGCUCGCAUCGCCGAUGAUCUGAACGACAAGAUCUCCCACCGGCCGGGACCCAUGGAGCUGAUCCACAAAAACAUCCUGCCUGUGCACUCCAGUAUUAAACAGGCCAUCAUAGAGACACGGUUUCCUAAGGCUUCAGGUGAUAACUCAUCAUGUGAUGAGGACAGUAAUGACAGUCUGUCUCCAGAACAGCCGGGAGGCCGGGAGUCGCCUCUGGGUCAGGCGCCGCUGCCGUCUCCCCCGGAGACUGUGGCAGGGAGCGGCGUCCCGUCUCCUGCGCAGGCCCCUCCUCCAGCUCCGUCUCUCCCACCGCUCUCCGGAUCCUCCCCCUCGCUGACGCUGACCAAUGGGACGGCAACGCCAUCUGUCCAGAAGAUGGGCGCCACCUCUCAGAUGAAGUCGCAGCCUAAACCGACCUCUGAGCGCUCUGCGCAGAGACACAAGAAACCCAAGGACAACAAGCCAAAGAUAAAGAAGUUAAAGUACCAUCAGUACAUCCCCCCCGACCAGAAGGGAGAUAAAGAGCCUCUUCCCCAUCUGGAUUCCCCUUACGCCAAAAUCCUGCAGCAGCAGCAGCUUUUCCUGCAGCUGCAGAUCCUCAGUCAGCAGCAGCAGCACUACAACUACCAGGCCAUCCUGCCGGCUCCACCAUCUUCUUCUUCUUCCUCCAAUUCCACGACCGCCUCCUCCCCGCCUCGACCUCUCGCCGCCCCCUCAGCGUCCGCCUCUGCCCAGAGCGUUCACAGCCAUCAAAGCUCCGCUCCUCCCGCUGGGACCAAACCGGUGUCUCUGCCUCCGAACCUGGACGAGCUGAAGGUGGUGGAGCUGAAGUGCCAGUUGAAGCUGCGUAGCUUGCCGGUCUCCGGCACCAAGAACGACCUCAUCGAGAGGCUGAGGACCUACCAGGAGCUGAACAGAGGCGGCGACACUACCCCCUCUCCGACAGCAGGGGGUGCCGCAGGGCCAGGGGCCGAAGCAGCCGGGAGAUCCUCCAAAAGUGCUGCAUCCUCCAGCAUCAGCAGCAGCAGCAACAACAACAACACAGCACAACAGUUUGAGUUUCAGUGCCGGCGCACGUCCUCUCUGACAGCUGAUGAAGGCAGCGGUGGGACGCCGCCUGUAGCCACUCCUCAGCAGCUCAUGACCUGCGGUGGCGCCGCGUCACCGCCACCCGUCUCCCUCGCCCUCUCUGACCGGCCGCCGGCCGCCAUCAGUCCGGCGGAUCCCGGCUUCACCGGCGACCCUCUGGGAGAAACGAUGAGUUCACCUCUCACCCAGCUGAGUCUUCAGCCACGAUCAGCCGCUCGACUUCCCGCCAAUAUUAAAGAGGAGCGCCCGUGCUCCACCCCCGCUCCCUGCCAGUUCUCUCUGCAGAAACACCGCGCGGUGUCAUCAGCUGCCCCCACCGCCACGACCACGGCUCCGCUACUGACUAUUGACAAAGACAAGAUGCUGCAGGAGAAGGAUAAGCAGAUCGAGGAGUUGACCAGGAUGCUGAGGCAGAAGCAGAGGCUGGUGGAGCUGCUGAGGAUGCAGCUGGAGCUGGGGAAGAGAGGAGGACGAGUGUCGGAGCCAGUGGUUCUGGUAAGAGUAAAACAAGAACCUCCUGAUAAGCCCAGCGUGUCUCUCUCAUCUGGUCGUCCUCCCUCCUCGCCUCAGACCUCAUCGUCAUCAUGUGACAUGGACGCCACCAAGGUUACUGUCAAACAGGAGGCCACGGAGACAGAGGAGGUUGUGUGUGAGUCCCUGGACUCGCGUGGAUUACCACGGUCUUACUCCCAGACGCAGGAGGCCCGGGAGCAGAUUCAGCUGCACAUCAAGCCGCAGACAAAACAAGAACAACGUGUCUGUCUCCAGCAGACCGCUCUGCAGCUGGCCCAGCAGCAGGCCAUACAGAAACUCCUGCUGCAGCAACAGCACAACAUUCACAACCAGCAGCAGAACCGCAAUCAGUGCGUCAACCAGCAGUCGGCCUCGGCCCCCUCUUUCCCGCUGGAUCUCCUUAAGACUGACUCCACCCCGGCCCUGGUCAGGGACAGCAACGGUAACCACUUCCUGAUUGCACUGACCAAUCACAUCACUGAGAACCAAAGUCCUGAUGCACCUGAGGGAAAAGCAACCAAUCACAUCACCCUUCAGCGACUGCAGUCGACUCCGGCUAAGCUCCCAGGUCAUAACCCCGUCCAGCUGCUCAAAGCCGAUGAUCAGUCCAAACAGAGCGUGCUCAUGGGAUUCCAGAAACAACAAAACACAAAGGCACAGAGCGGGGGCCUUCAUGUAUCUGUGGACCAACCGCAGCAGGAAGCUGCUCAGUGUUUGUCUGCGCCGCCCAGUCUGCAGCCUUUCUUCCAGGACCAGGACUCAGCUCCCUCAGGGAAAAACACCUCAUCACCUUCCUCUCAAACUACAGGAGAACUGUCGACCUCCUUCACGCCAGCGCCGGACCCGUCUCUGGACCGUCUCAAUCCAAACUCCUCCGCCCCUUCCCCUCCUCCCUCCCCGCUCCAGCUGUUGCUCUCACCCCCCAUCCCGCCCAGCUGUGACACCCCGCUGCCCGCCCCCCCACUGCAGUCUGAGCUUCAGACUCUGGUCGCCACCACAGAGGAGAAGCAGCACCUCAGCAACCCUGGAAGCGGACGCCUGGAGGACUUCCUCGAAAGCACCACCGGGAAGCCCCUCCUGGGGGUGGAGCCCGGGGGCCUGUUGACUUUGAUUGAUGACCUCCACAGCCAAAUGCUGUGCACCCCCAGCAUUCUGGACCAUCCCCCGUCUCCCAUGGACACCUUCAGCAUGGACGCUGAGGGCGAGCAAGGGCUGGACAGUAUGGAUUGGUUGGACCUCACCAUGGGACGAGCGAGGGAAGAGGAACCCCCCACGCUGGCCCCGCUGGGCCCCCAAACACCCCCUAGUGUCUUUUCCACAGACUUCCUGGAAAGUUACGACAUGCAGAUACACUGGGACUCCUGCCUGUAG